AUGUUCAACUUCCUCUUCACAAUCUCUGCCGCGACAGCGGCUUUAGGGGCGCCACUCGAGCGCCUCGCCCGCCGCGACAUGAAGAGCUUUGUUGAGGACAUCGCCAUCCACGAGAGCUGCACCCCUCCGCAGCACCGCAUGAUCGGACAAGGCCUCAAGGAGGCACUCGAAGUCGCAGCAUUUGCCAAGGACUACAUCGCGACCAACGGCCCCUCCGACCCGGUCUUCAAGCUCUACUUUGGCGAAAAGAAGGAGGCGUACCCCGCCGCAAUGGGUGCCUACGAUGUCCUCCUCGAUAGCAACAAGGACGGUCUCCUGUUCCGCUGCGAUGACCCCGAUGGAAACUGUCACCAACCAGGCUGGCGAGGACACUGGCGCGGCGAUAACGCCACACUCGAGACCGUCAUCUGUCCUGCGUCAUACACUGACCGCUUGUACAAUGCCGCAUUUUGCAUGAACGGCUUUGUGCUCGCUGAGGAUAAGCCAAGCACGUACUGGUCAAUCGAUCUGAUACACCGCCUCUACCAUGUCAUCGGCGAUGGAGCCAUAGCGCACUACGCUGAGAGCCUUGGCGAUGUGGUGCAACUUGCCCGUGACAAUAGCACCUAUUCGCCAGUCGACACGGAUGCGGUUCAAUACUUUGCCGCUCAUGUGUACGCGCUCGAGGUAGCCCAGGGCGGCGACGCUUGCAUAGGCGACAUCGCGGGGAAGGCGAAUGAGGUGCCCUCCAGCAAGGAGGAUGCGCCCUCAGCCUCGGUUCCUCCGGCCUCAACCAGCGAGAGCUCUACCACGACACCUGACCCAGCAACGUCUACCGGGUCUGUAGGGGGCCAGGCGGCCGGCAACGACUGUCACACGCACGCCGACGGCUCGGUCCACUGCGGUGCGGAGUGA
Molecule: messenger RNA, 894 nt
Organism: Cutaneotrichosporon cavernicola
Lineage: Eukaryota; Fungi; Basidiomycota; Tremellomycetes; Trichosporonales; Trichosporonaceae
Gene: PRA1
Exons: 4
Coding region: 1-894 (297 amino acids)
Cellular component (GO): extracellular region; fungal-type cell wall; cell surface
Molecular function (GO): integrin binding; zinc ion binding; metallopeptidase activity
Source: RefSeq, a predicted model, not a curated record